UGUCAUCACGGGGCCAGCCUUUUAGUUAGACAUCCGAGAAAAGUCAAAUGAAGUAAAAUGCAGUUUCCGUAUGCGUUUCUGUUAAUAGUCGUUUUUGCUGAUGGCCUGUUGGCUUACGACGAGAAUGUGUGCGUUCCGCCUACAGACACUUGCGGUCCCAUCGCCCCCUCACCCCCCAGGUCGUACGUCGCCAACAUCGAGGAGGUCGACCAGCUGCACCAAACGACCUCGUACGUGAGCGAAUUCUACGACCCGAGCCGCCAGGUCCUGGGUGUUCUGCGCUUGGCCCGCGGGAUGUCUGAACACGCGAUCUUCUUCUACGAGACGGAUACGGCUGUUAUUAUACAGUACAGGAUGGGCGUCGCGGACGGCCGGCCGCACCUCGCCUGCGUCGUGGCCGAGAUCGAGGACGCGGCUCCCUGGCUGGUCGGCUACGACAAGAACGGCUCCUACGCCUUCAUGCUCUCGCCCUCGCAGGCUCUCUUCUUCGGGCAGGACUACAAGUACAGCUACGUGGACAGCGACCCGGUGCGACAGAUCCCGUGCAACAGAUGGGACUCGUGCAUUGACACAUACGGCAACGGUACCAUGAGCGUGGAAUACCACUGGUCAGACCAGACCCGCGUGGCCGACGUGACAGGCUACAGCCGCGAGCGACCUGUCAUGGCCCAUGCAACAGGCUACUUCUACGCCCCCCGAGGAAGGCAAACCCAGGUCGAUGUCGAUAACAUGUACAACUUCGCCUUUUUCGACGAUAACCCAGACUGGGGGAUUUAUCAGUGGGCGGUGCAGAUCCCCAGCCUCGUGUACUGCCCCGGCCUCCCCACGGGGAAGUCGGCGCCCACGAAGCUCGCAGACACCUACUCCAUGAGGGUCGAGGUCACGUUGCAGACCUCACGCACGAAGGACAUGGAGUUCGUGUCCACGGCUCAGAACUGGUACGAUUACGAGCGCAAGAUAACCCGAGCGGACUUCAUUCCCGACCCUUUCACCAUCGAAGGUUAUUACGUGGGGAUCAACGAAGCGGUUGUUAUCAAGGACUUCAAAAGCGGCGUCGAGUACAUAAUCGACAAAGGCCUCGGGAACUGCACAGCCAUCUCCAUCCCAGACACUGGAUAUGACACCAUCGUUGACCCAAGUGGCCAAGUGACCAUAAAGGACCCACUGACACUCUUCGGUCUCGGCCAAGCGUCCAACCUCACGUAUUAUGGAAAGAAAAAGGCCCGAGGAAUUCCAUGCGACGUCUGGGUUGGAAGACUCGACCAGAUUGUGGGAAAUACAACGCUGGAUGAAAAGCUAACGUACGAGGUCUAUUUCCUAGAGGCUGGAUGGCGCGAGGACGCGGGAUCAGAACCUCUUCCGGAUAAGUUAUAUCCUGAUCCAAUCCUCAUCAAGAUACAGCAAGAUUUUACCAGUCCGUCCAACCCCGAAUAUAACACCUUCUUUGCCCUGGAACAGAACAUCUUUAAAUUCGACCAGAGCGCCCUGGACAUGACGGUUUUCGACAUCACUCCCUGCUUCAAGGGCCACGACCAUAUCCGCCGCUUCCAGAUUGCUUUUCCGGGAGACUUCCGCGACGACUUUGACAACAAACCUGACCAGUUCAUCCGUGCCAUCCACGGCACGCUGGAAAUUUACUUGAGUCUCCCCUCCAUUCGCAUCCAGCACAUGACGGUUGAGUUCAACGAGAGAGACGGUCGACUGUAUUGCGAGUUCACCCUUGUGGACCAGCCUCCUGUAGCCGGCAUCGAUUUCCCUCCUUCUGUAGGACCUCCCCUCGAGGACGUCGUUGCUUCGCUCCAAGCAUGCAUGGGGAACCUGGUCGUCUUCCUGUUCGAUGAGAGCUACGACACGCCCGGGCACAUGAAGCAAAUGAAAGCAUACGAAGACAGUCUCCGGGAGAUGUUUGAGGACAGCUGCCAUCCUCUGAAAUCCUCGCAGCAAUCAGUCGACGGCGACACACACAGGACUGAAAAGGAACAUGGAAAUCUCCAGAAAGACACGAGUUUCCCCGAAAUUUCACCAAAGAAAAUGGGUCAUACUGUAACACACGCUGAAGGAGAAACUCUAGUACGAAGAGAAAAGACAGACAAUGAGCCAGUUAUUGCUGAUAUAUCGAAAGCGUCUUUUAUGGAGAAGUUUAUUCACAAGAUGACGAGAAGUGCACCAAUGUACACGCCAGGUGACAUGGCAGGUAUGGGCAUCGGCAUGUUCUUCUUAGGACUCCUGCUAGGAACUGUGGCUAUGUUGGCCUUACUCCAGAAAUUUGGUCUUUCAGAAGGCAUGGAAUUUAUUCCCAUGAACUCUCGACGAUCGUAAGGAAUGCUAAAACCUUAUGAUUGACCUCGUCGGUCAUAAGGAUUAUAUGGAUCUGCCGAUGUAUUAGUGAUGUGUUGUCUGAUAGAAUGUUAACUGCAGUUUUCGUGAUUGUGUAGUGAAGGUUUACCUACUUAAAUGAACGAUUUUUAUGUGAUUUUCCUGAUUAAAGAUAUACAGCCAUUUUGAGAUGCAUUAUAUAUUAUAUACCGUUGUGGUGAAAUGACUGGAAAAUAAACAAGCAUGACAUUAGUCCAAUGAUAUUAAAUCGUUUGUCUCAGAGCUGCUUGGUCAUUAUAUUAAAAAAAAAAUCACAUUUAAGCAUCAUCUCUCAUUAUUUAGAAACAAAUCAAACAUGUAUUUUCUUUUAUUCCUUCAGGAAGACAUAAAACUGCUUAUCAUACUUUAUUUCAUGUACUAAAAUAAGCAUAACAGCAAAUAAAAAAUAUAAUAUCUCCUUGCCUUA
This is a messenger RNA of Penaeus monodon (black tiger shrimp), 2782 nucleotides long. RefSeq lists its product as uncharacterized. Lineage: Eukaryota; Metazoa; Arthropoda; Malacostraca; Decapoda; Penaeidae. The transcript has 14 exons. The record is from RefSeq and is a predicted model, not a curated record. Bases 58 to 2319 code for a protein of 753 amino acids.